GAGCGCUGGUCUUGGAGGCAGCCCCAUCCAUCAGUUUUGUGUCGCCGGGCGCUCGGGGGCAGCCUCGCCCGCCGCAAGGAUGGGCGCCCAGGCCCGCCGCCGCGCGCAAGCGCUCCGGAAAGCCAGGGAACAGUCCCACACCGUCGCGCACCUCCAGUCCGUGAAACGGGCGGCGCGCGCGAACGAACUCUAUCGGGCGGCGGAGCACGGCGACGUCCACGCGGUGCUCCAGUGGACGAACGACCCGCGGCGACCGAAGCUGCGGCUCCUUCUCCACGCGUUGCUGCGGCACAAGCCGCUCGAGGAGACUAUUUUUUUGCACGUGUUACGGUGGUGCCCCCAGGCGGCGCAGACGCCGAAUCAUGAUGGGUGGUACCCCCUCCACCUCCUGUGCUAUCUCACGGCGCGGCCGACGCCGUUGAUGCUGCGCGCUUUAUGUGCCGCGGGGCCCAUCGCGGCGAAGAUGCCCACGUCGACGGGCUGGAUACCCUUACAGCUCCUGUGCCAGCAGGCCUUCGCGCGGGGCAAGGCCCGGGCGACGCCGAGUACCAUCACGGCCGUGCGCCAGGCCUACCCCGACGGCGCGUUAACCUACUUGCCGGACGGCGCCGAGUGGGGCGACCGGUUGCCCGUCGAGCUGCUCCCCAAGGAGCUGCCCGCGCUCGAACUGUGCAAGCAGCGCAUGACCUGCUCGGACGAUCAGCUACGCACCUUCGCGGCGCAGCACCGGAGUUUGGACCUGAAGGUGCGCGGCGCGUACCGCCGCCGGUGCGAGGAGGCCUGCAGUAACGGCGCGGUCUUUGGGGUGGUGGAGGUGAUCCAGGAGCUGCACCAGGAGACGGGUCUCGUCGCGGACGCGGCCGACGAGAACACGGGGCGCCUCCUGCUGCACGACGUCGUCGCGCGGUGCGGCGCGACGCUCGACGGGUGGUCGCUGGGUUUUUGCUUGAGGGCGUGCCCGGCGGCGGCGUUUCAUGCCGACGCCCGGGGCAACCUACCGCUCCACUUGUUGCUGGCGAACGGCGAGUGCGAGGUGACGCUCGCGGAGAUCCAAUCUUUGAUAAGGUUGCACCCGCUCGCCGUCGGGGCCAAGGCCGCGCGCGGUUGGACGCCGCUCCACGCGUUCUGUCGGCGGCCGCCGCAGCAGCAGGAUCUGCGGGUGCUGCGGCUGCUGCUGCGCGGCGUUUCUGGAAGAAAGGCCGCGCGGACGCGGGACGAGUACGGGGACCUGCCGUUGCACUUGCUGGCCUACGCGUGCACGGACCAGCGCGAGGCCCGGGCCGCGGACCUCGACGUCGGCCGAGACACCCAGGUCGAGUGGGGCGCCGACCGGGCGAAGCCGCUCUGCCAGGCUCUGGUCGGUGCCUACCCGCCGGCCUGGCGGAUCAAGGGGUCCCGGGAGUUAACGGCCUGCGACGCGGCGCCGGCGGACCUCCAGGGCGUGCUCAUGGGCGCCGCGACGACGAGAGGCCCGAGCUCGCUCACGGACGUGUCCCGCGCCAUCGCGCGCGCGAAGCCCCGGCGGCGCAAGGCGGGCGCCGGUUUACCAUUAGUCAAGCUCGUCGAGAUCGGCGCGGACGACGCGCUGCAGAAGCGGCUCCGCGUCGAGAAGCACCGGGACCCCGAGCCGAUUCCCGUCGAUCUGCUGCAUACGCUCUUGAAACGGGACGCCGGCGUGGGCGGCGACGUGCUGCGCGCCGUGGCCGACGCGGGCGGCGCGGGGAGCUGCGCGCUGCGGGACGGCGACGGCUACCUGCCGCUCCACCUCGUCGCGAAGCGGGCGCCAUUCGACGAGAGGGUCACGCCGCAGACCGUGCGGCGCGUGCUGGCCUACCACCGGCCCGCGGCGUUCUACCGGGGCGGCGCGCGGAAGCUGUGCCCGCUGGCGGCGUUCGCCGUCGCGCUCGCGACGGGCGCCGAGGACCAGGGCGCGUCGGACGAGGGCGGCUCGCAGCGGGCGGGCAACUACUUCACGGACGAGCCCCUCGCGCACUGGCGCGAGCGGUGCCUCGGCGUCGCCCGCGCGCUCUACGAGUCGACGCCGAAGGCGCGCGUCGUCCCCGCGAGCGACGGCGCCCUCGCCUGCGAGCUACUGCCGCCGUCGCCCGACUACGACGCGCUCCGCGCGGCGAUGCGGCCGAAGCAGGCGCCGCUCCGAGACAACGACGGGGAGCGGCCGACGCAUCUGCGGUGCAAGAAGGCGCCGCCGCGCCGCGCCAAGGAGGAAGACGUGGACAAGGACGACCCGGCGGCGCGGCGCAUGCCCGAGGCCGGCGCGACGGAGAUGACGCGCUGCAUUCCACUGCUCGUGCCGGCCCAGCUCGACCCGCUCGCGGACCCGCAGCGCCCGGACACGGCGGCGUCCGACGCGUUAGAUCUUCAGGCCUACCUCGCGCGGCCGGCGACGAGCGUGAGCGGCGUGCCGCGGCCGAACACGGCCGGCGGGACGCUGCGGCCGACGACGCCCGGCGGCACGGUGUUGGUAAGGGAGUCCGUCGAGGCCCAGAACUUGAAAAGAGGCCGGCCGCGCACGCCGCGGUCGCCGGGCGGAUCUAGAUUAUACGCUACGCCGCGCGGCACGCGCCUCCUGCGGCCGCUGACGGGCGGCGGCACCGAGCGGCCGCUCACGCCGAACGGCUCGAUCGAGGGCCUGCCCGUCGACGAGCGCGGCGUCCGCCGGCCGAUGACACCGCAGACCAAACGCCUCAUCAAACCCUGCACGCCGGGCGGCACCUUCCGGCCGACGACGCGCGGCGGCACGCUGCUGCGCCGCUCGGACCGGCACGAGGUCGCGACCGAAUUGCCGGGCGACGACUCGCCGCCCCACUCGCCGCACCGGCGCUCCAACGUGACCUUCGACGACGAGCCGCUGCGGUCCUUCGACGACGCGGAACGGCCCCGGCGGAAGUCGAUGCGCCCGGCCUCGCGGAAGCGCCGCCGCCGCGAGCGCGCCGCGGCGGCCGAACAAGAGGUGGUCGACGAGAUCGCACGCCGGGAGGCCGCGAUCGAGGCGCGCAAAGCCGCCGCCGAGGAAAACCAACGGCUCGAGCGUCGGCGCCUGCGCAAGGAGCUGCGCCAGCGGCGCCACGACCGCCUCGACGAGCUGCGCCAGCGGCGCCACGACCGUCUCGACGCGUUCAUGGGCCUGCCGCGGCUGACGUCGCUGUGAUAGUUGUUUUGUAGCUUGCUUUGCUUAGAGCUAGGCGGCUUCCUAGCCACCCUGCCGCCGCCGCGUGGGGGAGCCCUGCGUAACCGCACACGAACUUA
Messenger RNA from Pelagomonas calceolata, 3267 nucleotides. The record is from the annotation of a GenBank genome assembly. NCBI's taxonomy places the organism in Eukaryota, Pelagophyceae, Pelagomonadales, Pelagomonadaceae.